This is a messenger RNA of Zerene cesonia (dogface butterfly), 1276 nucleotides long. RefSeq names its product sulfotransferase 1E1-like. Gene Ontology annotation, cellular component: cytoplasm. Gene Ontology annotation, molecular function: sulfotransferase activity. The transcript is spliced from 8 exons. Gene Ontology annotation, biological process: sulfation. The coding region runs from base 31 to 1059 and encodes 342 amino acids. Lineage: Eukaryota; Metazoa; Arthropoda; Insecta; Lepidoptera; Pieridae. The record is from RefSeq and is a predicted model, not a curated record.
AUACUUGUAGCAAGAGAAUUAACUCUAAAAAUGUCUACAGAAAGCAACCUUCCUGCAAUCGAAGAUGUUGAUGAGAAAACUGUGCAAGAAAUCCUCAGUUAUACGCAAAAAAAGAAACGCUACGUGUACGUGGGACCGAAUCGGUACUUCUAUCCCGACACAUACAAAACAUUCGGGCCACAGAUCUAUAAUUUCAAAGUGCGACCGGAUGACGUGUUCCUCUUAUGUUAUCCGAGAACAGGCUCAACGUGGACUCAAGAGAUGAUAUGGCUUCUGAAUAAUAACUUAGACUAUGAAAAAGCUAAAUCGGUGGACAUGGAUACUCGCUUCCCGCUUAUAGAUUACUGCCUAAUGUUAACACAAGAGACGGAGAAGGAUAUUCUCGAUAAAAUAGACGAUGAUGUGAAAAGAGAGUUUCUGAAAAGCAUACUCGAGCCCGGGGUCAAUAAACUGCAGAAUGCACCCUCACCACGUUUCAUAAAAAGUCACCUACCAUUAUCUCUGCUGCCGCCGAAUCUUCUCGACACAACAAAGGUUGUUUAUUUAAUAAGAGACCCACGAGAUACGAUUGUCUCAUACUACAAUAUAGUAAAACUUAGCUAUUUAAAACCUGGUGUAGAAUUUCGUUUGUUUUGGAACUUUUUGCGCCGCGGCCUUGUUACAUGGUCACCAAUAUUUCCACACUUGAAGGAAGCUUGGGCGAAACGACAUCAUCCAAACAUGUUGUUCAUAUAUUACGAAGACUUAUCCAGAGAACUCGCUGGUAGCCUAAAGCGUAUGGCCGAAUUCUACGGCAAGUCAUACUCCGAGGAGCAAAUCCAAGAACUUUGCGAGCAUUUGAAAUUCGAUAAUUUCAAACGGAACGACUCCGUGAACCAGAGCAAAGUGCUACGUGACUUAGGUAUCAUUGAUGAAGAGAACGGCUUCAUCAGAAAAGGUAAAGUUGGAGGCUGGCGCGAUUAUUUCACAGGGGAGAUGGAAGAAGAAGUUGAAAGCUGGAUGAAGGAAAACUUAGCGGAUACAGAUUUUAAGUUUCCUACAUUCAAUCCGAAGACAUAACUUAUAAAAUCUUGCAUUACUUUUUUAUUUAUUGUUCUCGAUGAUCAAGGGUUUAUGUACAAAGAAUUUCCUUUAUUUGCAAAUUCAAUUAAUCUCAACUGGACGGGUUUCAGAUUUAAUGUGUUUUUAUGUAACAUCUAAGAAUAUCUUGGAUUAGAUUGAAAACUCUAAUAACAUUGUUGUAUAAGGAUUUAUCAAAAUAUAAUAUCUGCAUCGG